Salvelinus fontinalis (brook trout) is the source of this 4019-nucleotide messenger RNA. RefSeq names its product protein SPT2 homolog. The record is from RefSeq and is a predicted model, not a curated record. The coding region runs from base 2943 to 3578 and encodes 211 amino acids. Lineage: Eukaryota; Metazoa; Chordata; Actinopteri; Salmoniformes; Salmonidae. The transcript is spliced from 4 exons.
UCUGACAUUAGUGCUGUAUUGACAAGAGAAAAAUGAACGUCUUAUUUUUAACUUUCUGCAGAAUGAGAAUGUGGUCAUUUAACAAGUUGACGCCAAUCACCACAUCCUCUUUUGUCAGAUGUUGUGUUGAUUACGGCUGCGCUGAAAUCGGUUGAGGGAUGAGCAGAAGAGGAAUGCAGAAGAAAUAAUAAAAACUCCACUUUGUCCCUGACAGCCAACAGAGCCUCAUUAUAACACACCCCUUCUUACAUGUGUCUCUUGAGGUCAAUCUACUCCAGACAUAUUAAAUACACAUUCUCACUUGACACAGUCAAUGUAAAUCAAGAAAGUUAAAUAUUCAAAAUGACACAUACACGGACUCGACCUGACUCUGACGGGACAUGUCAUGACGGAUCAGACAGAUUGAAGUGUACUAUGACUACUUGUUGUGUCUUGUACGGUGAUCCACUAGCAAUGUAAGUUGAAAUUGAAAGUUAACUGUCAAUCUAGACAUGGCUACUGUUUGAAGGUGGUGGUUGUGGUGGUGGUGGGGUCAAUGAAAUAUAUUGCUAUUAAAUUCAGGACUUGAAUUAAAAUGAUUUGAUUGAAUUUCCAACUUGUGAUAGUAAAUAUUGCAUGCCUACAAGGAGUAUGCCUAUAUAAGGCAAAGUCAAGUGGACUUGACUAUGAUUGGUCUGACCUCUAGCACCUAUAAAACAAUGUUGUGGUUUGUCUGUACAGCAGCAAAGAACACUCAAACAGGCAACUGCUACACAAGCAGGAAACAACCCAAUCACCACCACACAUUUGAGACGAUGCUGGGAGUUGUGGGACAUUUGUUGUGUAAGACAAUUAUUUUGUUACUACAAUUAAUAACUUACGAGUCAAAUGUGUAAUUACCUGUUUGUUUCUAGGUCUCUUUAUAUGCUGUCUAGGAGCUGAUGGCUUGACUGAGACACUGGUGGAACUUGGACAGAAUACAAUCAUAAACUGUUCUCUUAACAUAGAAAGUGCAUACUGGUACAUACAGCACCAACCACAGCCUCCACUGGCCAUACUCCGCUCUUUCACUAGUAGUAGUCCUGCUGCUUUUUAUUACAAUAAUAAUUAUAGACAGAAAUAUUCAUUAGAAACAGGAAAUAGUUUGUUCAUACAGAAUGUAACAGUAGAUGAUUGUGGAGUGUUCUACUGUGCAAAGAAAGAAGACCAGAGUCUCCUAUUUAGCAACGGCACCAGACUCAUGACCACUGACUAUCCAAACCAGACCUCCAACUGCAGGUCAUCGUGGGAGAACUGUCUUCUGUCUAUUUACAGUGUUCUGAAUGUUAUUCUGAUCGUUAUGAUCCUGGUACAUAUCGUGGCCUUGGCAUGUCAGAACAGAAACUGUCUCAUAAAACUAAGACCACCUCAACAUGCAGAUCAGAGAAAUCAGUGACACAGAUCACAGCACCACCAAGAAGAUUCCAUCCCGAAUCAAUAAUUACAAUUGCAGUAUAGUGCAUGCUUCCACAACUUCAACUUCUGCAAUAGGUAUAUUCUUAGAAUCACUUCCUGUAGAAUGAUUCAAGUCAUGUGACAAUGUUACAGUGAACAAUGACUAAAAUACUCUUGUGAAUAUGCCUGUAUCCUAUCACCACUUUCUACCGCUAGUCAGUAAUGAAUAAAUACGUGUUUCUUUAUUUCCCCCUACUUUGACAUUUAUUUGUACUAAAAUACAUGCAUGAUGUAGGUCUACUGCAGUGUUUCCCAAACUUGGUACUCUGGACCCCAAAGGGUGCACGUUUUGGUUUUUGACCUAGCACUACACAGCUGAUUCAAAUAAUCAACUAAUUAUCAAUAUUUUAUCAUUUGAAUCAGCUGUGCAGUGUUAGGGCAAAAACCAAAACAUGCACCUGUCACGCCCUGACCUUAGAGAUCCUUUUUAUGUCUCUAUUUUUGUUUGGUCAGGGUGUGAGUUGGGGUGGGUAUUCUAUGUUCUAUUAUUUGUAUUUCUAUGUUUUGGCCAGGUAGGGUUCUCAAUCAGGGACAGCUGUCUAUCGUUGUCUCUGAUUGAGAACCAUACUUAGGUAGCCCAUUUUCCCACCUGUCUUUGUGGGAAGUUGACUUUGUUUAUGGCACAUAGCCUUUAGCUUCACGGUUUGUUUUGUAGUGUUUAUUGUUUUGUCGGUGUUAUUCACUUAAAUAAAGGAAUAUGUACGCUCACCACGCUGCACCUUGGUCUACUUCAUGCAACAGCCGUGACAGAACUUCCCACCACAACGGAACAAGCAGCGUGGUAAGGAGGAGCAGCGUGUUCAGGAUUCAUGGAAAUCCAGGACGGUAAGGGACCCUGGAGGCAGGCUGGGGAGUAUCGCCGUCCACGGGAGGAACUGGGGGCAGCAAAAGCAGAGCGGCAGCGUUACGAGGGAACACGGCUAGCAAGGAAGCCCGAGAGGCAGCCCCCCCCCCAAAAAAAAAUGGGGGGGGAACACGGGGAGUUUGGCUGAGUCAGGUUGAAGACCUGAGCCAACUCCCUGUGCUUACAGUGGAGAGCGUCGUACUGGUCAGGCACCGUGUUAUGCAGUGGAGCGCACGGUGUCUCCAGUACGCGUUCUUAGCCCGGUGCGCUACAUUGCAGCUCCCCACAUCUGCCGGGCUAGGGUGAGCAUCCAGCCAGGACGGGUUGUGCCAGCCCUGCUCUCCAGACCUCUAGUGUGCCUCGUCGGCCCAGUAUAUCCUGCGCCGGCUCUGCGCACUGUGUCUCCGGUACGUCUGCACAGCCCAGUGCAUCCUGUGCCAGCGCCCCGCAUUUGCAGGGUGUAGAUAACUACCCAGCCAGGGCGGGUUGUGCAGGCUCCAAGCUCGAGACCUCCUGUGUGCCUCCACGGCCCAGUGUAUCCGGUGCCUCUGCCAAGGACAGGGCCUCCUGUAUGUUUCUCCAGCCUGGUGAGUCCUGUGCCUGCACCCAGAACUAAUCCUCCUGUAUGUCUCCCCAGCCUGGUGAGCCCUGUGGCAGCUCCACGUACCAGACUGCCCAUACGUCUCCUCACUCCAGUGAUGAUCCAUGGCAAGAAGCCUCCAGUGAUGAUCCAUGGCAAGAAGCCUCCAGUGAUGAUCCAUGGCAAGAAGCCUCCAGUGAGGAUCCAUGGCACGAAGCCUCCAGUGAUGAUCCAUGGCAAGAAGCCUCCAGUGAUGAUCCAAGGCACGAAGCCUCCAGUGAGGCGUCAUGGCACGAAGCCUCCAACGAAGGCCCCCAGUCCGGAGCCUCCGGCGGCGGUCCCCAGUCCGUAGCCUCCGGUGACGGUCCCCAGUCCGGAGCCUCCGGCGACGGUCUCCAGUCCGGAGCCUCCGGCGACGGCCCCCAGUCCGGAGCCUCCGGCGACGGCCACCAGUCCGGAGCCACCGGCGACGGUCCCCAGUUCGGAGCCACCGGCGACGGUCCCCAGUUCGGAGCCUCCGGCGACGGUCCCCAGUUCGGAGCCUCCGGCGACGGUCCCCAGUCCGGAGCCUCCGGCGACGUUCUCCAGUCCGGAGCCUACGGCGCCCAGUCCGGGGCCCGCGGCGAGGGUCCCCAGUCCAGGGUCGGCAACGAGGGUCCCCGCACCAGAGGUGCCACCUAAGUGGGGUGAGCCAGUGGUGGAGCGAGGUCCGCGUCCCGCACCUGAGCCACCAGCGCGGAUAGAUGCCCACCCAGACCCUCCCCUAUAUGUUUAGGUUCUGCUGCCGGAGUCCGCACCUUUGGGGGGGGGUACUGUCACGCCCUGACCUUAGAGAUCCUUUUUAUUUCUCUAUUUUGUUUGGUCAGGGUGUGAGUUGGGGUGGGUAUUCUAUGUUCUAUUAUUUGUAUUUCUAUGUUUUGGCCCGGGUAGGGUUCUCAAUCAGGGACAGCUGUCUAUCGUUGUCUCUGAUUGAGAACCAUACUUAGGUAUCCCUUUUUCCCACCUGUCUUUGUGGGAAGUUGACUUUGUUUAUGGCACAUAGCCUUUAGCUUCACGGUUUGUUUUGUAGUGUUUAUUGUUUUGUCGGCGUUAUUCACUUAAAUAAAGGAAUAUGUACGCUCA